AUGGCCCCCAAGAAGCUCAAUGUUGCCAUCUCCGGCCUCGGCCGCAUGGGCGCUCGCCACGCCAUCAACUUCUUCACCCGCACUCCCCGCGCCGAAGUCGUAGCAGCCUUCACUCCCGAGCCGAAGGAAGCCGAGUGGGCUGCGAAGAACCUGCCCGACGUCAAGAUCUAUGACAACUACGAUGAGAUGCUGAAGCAUCCCGGCCUUGAGGCCGUUGUCAUUGCCACCAUCACUACUGUGCACGCCGAGCAAGCCAUCAAGGCCAUCCAGGCUGACAAGCACGUGCUCUGCGAGAAGCCGCUCUCCACAAGCAUCGAAGUGUCUCAAUCCGUUGUUGAUGCCGCCGCCAAAAAGCCGCACCUGAAGGUUCUCUGCGGUUUCUCCCGCCGCUUCGACGCAAGCUACCGUGACGCUUUCAACCGCAUGAAGACCGGAGGCAUUGGCAAGCCUGCCGUUUUCCGCAGCCAGACCUGCGAUAAGCUCGACCCCUCCGGCUUCUUCGUCGAGUACGCUCAAUUCUCUGGCGGCAUCUUCGUCGACUGCAACAUCCACGACAUUGACCUUGCGCUGUGGUACUUUGGCCAGGAUUCCAAGGUCAAGUCCGUCGUUGCCAUGGGUAUCACCGCCGUCUCCCCUGAACUGGCCAAGUAUGGCGAUGUCGACAACGGUCUUGGUAUCGUCGAGUUCUACGACAGCAAGAUCGCCACCUUCUACUCCUCGCGCAUCAUGGCUGCUGGUCAGCACGACAUGUCCGAGAUCAUCGGCACUGAGGGCAAGAUCGUCGUAAACGGCAACCCCCAGGCCUCGCUCGUGGAGAUGCACGAGCCCAACGGUGUCCGCCGCGAGCUCCCCCAGCACUACUACGGCCGUUUCGAGUACGCCUUCGUCCAAGAGGCCAACGAGUUCACUGCCGCUUGCCUCGACAACACCGAGCUGCCCUUCAAGAUCGAGGGCGCCGUCCAGGCCGUUCGCAUUGGCUGCGCUCUCCAGGAGAGUGUGCGCUCCGGCAAGAAGAUCUUCUUCGACGAGCAGGGCAACCGCACCGAGUAG
Diplodia corticola is the source of this 1050-nucleotide messenger RNA. Its product is annotated as myo-inositol 2-dehydrogenase. The transcript has 2 exons. The record is from RefSeq and is a predicted model, not a curated record. Gene Ontology annotation, cellular component: cytoplasm. Lineage: Eukaryota; Fungi; Ascomycota; Dothideomycetes; Botryosphaeriales; Botryosphaeriaceae. Bases 1 to 1050 code for a protein of 349 amino acids. Gene Ontology annotation, biological process: NADPH regeneration. Gene Ontology annotation, molecular function: nucleotide binding; oxidoreductase activity.